Jatropha curcas is the source of this 1504-nucleotide messenger RNA. RefSeq names its product C2H2 and C2HC zinc fingers superfamily protein (gene JAG). Gene Ontology annotation, molecular function: DNA-binding transcription factor activity. The record is from RefSeq and is a predicted model, not a curated record. NCBI's taxonomy places the organism in Eukaryota, Viridiplantae, Streptophyta, Magnoliopsida, Malpighiales, Euphorbiaceae.
UUUCUAACCCUUUUUAAAGUCACGAGACCAUAUUGUCCCUUCAAUUAGAGAGAGAGAGAGAGAGAGAGAGAGAGAGAGAUAAGUCCAGAAGGGUUGGCAGAUUAACUGAUAGAGAACUUUCAAAGGCUCUUUUUCUCUAUCUUCACUCAACUAGCCUCUAUAUUGCAGUCUCAAACUGAAGUCUUAUAAUUUUCUAAAGCUUUAGUUAUUAUCUUCCUAUCUGAAAGAUUGUUUACCUCAUAUUUUUUUUUUUUCUUUCUUUCUUAUACUGUCUUUCUCUGUCGGUACCAUGAGACCUGAAAGGAACCCAUUAGACCUCAACAAUUUGCCUGAUGAUUAUACCAGCAGAGAUGGUAAACAAGUCUUUGACGACAGCUCUUCCUCUGGCUAUAGGAAAAAGAAAAGCGGCGCUAAGGAUGGGAAAGAUGAGUGCGGUAAGGUCUAUGAGUGUAGGUUUUGUUCCCUCAAGUUCUGCAAAUCUCAAGCUCUUGGAGGCCACAUGAACCGACACAGACAAGAAAGAGAGACAGAAACUCUGAACCGAGCUCGCCAGCUGGUCUUCAAUAGCGAUAACCUAGCUGCCCAAGGUGGUCACUUAGGUUGCCUCUCAAUGGCGGCAGGAAGCUACCAUCCAUCGAGCAACAUUGGCGAUCCGUACAGAUCAGUUUAUCCAACAGGAAGACUAUUCUCUGGAUCUUCAUCAUCAGCACUUUUACCACCGCCGCCAGCACCACCACAACCACCACCAACUCAUCAACCGUAUUUAUACACAUCACCUUCACGUCUACCUCCUUAUCCUUCACAAUACCCUCAUCAUCAUCAUCAUCAACAACAACAACCCAUUAACGAUUACUACAUUGGUCAUGUACUUAACAACAGCUCACCAUCACAAACAUUUCCUCCACAUAACUAUAAUAAUAUGGGUAGUCAAGAUUCAAAUUACACUUGCAUUGGUGCGCCGGUGGGACAUGGCAGUGGGUUUGGUUUAGGUGGUGGUUCGAGCCGUGGAUCGGAUCAGGGAAGUGGUAGAGACGGGUCACUGAGCAGCUAUGCAGGAACGCAGCAGCAGAGAAUGGAUCCAACAACAUCGAUCAAUCGGUUUCAAGAUGGGUUUUAAUUAAAAGGAUUAAUGUUUUUUCUUUCCAUAUAUAUAAUAUUAGAAAAAAUAAAAUUAAUGGUGGGAUUGAUAGUGUUAUUAUGAAAGAAAGAAACAAGUAUAUUUUUAUCUGGUUUGACACGGCAAUCAGAGAGAAAGAGAGGGACAUAACAAAACUGACAAAUGGGGUCGUGCAAUGGGUUUUUAUUUGGGUUUAUGUACAGGGAUUGGGGCAGCUUUCUGAGCUCAUUAACACUCUCAUCUAGUUUGGCCUGGAGCAAUAGGGUGGGAUUUAAGGGGUCGGGGUUUGUGUUGGUGUAAUUGUACUAUCCAAACUGUGUUUCGAAUGGGACUAGAGCUUUUGGGUGGGACAAGGAGUUAGAUUUCAACUGAAAGUUCCUAACACAC